CGUUUUUAUUUUGUUGCUGCAUCAUUUUCUGUUGCAAUCGAUAUAAUAAGAGCUGUCAUUUGUUUUAGUAUGUACAGAAGCCAUUACCCUGAUGCCCCAGGUCACCACAAUAUGGACAGCCACACUCGAGUAUCAUAUCGCCGUAAUCCUGGUUUUCUGGAGAGGAUUGGUCAAAGCCUAAUUGGUAUACUGGUGGGGAUAGCCCUUCUAAUAGGAGCUUCAGUUCUAUUGUUCUGGAAUGAGGGAAGAGCUGUUAAAACUGCAAAGUCUUUAGAUGAAGGAUUGAGCAAGGUUAUGGUCCAGGAAAAUAUAUUUGGGAUCAAUACAAACAAUGAUGGAGCACUAAUCUACAUCAGUGGUGAGCUGUCUACUGGAAAGCAACCAUUGGUAGAUGAUGUACACUACGUGACGGUAAAUGCAGUUAAAUUACAGAGAAGUGUGGAAAUGUAUCAGUGGGUGGAGACAGAGACAAAAAGAGAAUACAAUGAAGGUGGACAAACAAGGACUGAAACCACAUACUCAUACGAUUUGGAAUGGAGAUCCGAUUUAGUCAAUAGUGAUUCGUUUGAUAACCCAGUUGGCCACAAAAACCCAAGGAAUUUCCCAGUCGAAUCAAGAACACAAGUAGCCAGUCCAGUGCAUGUUGGAAUAUAUCAUCUCUCAAGUGGAUUGGUUGACCAGAUCAGUGAGUUCCGCCCCAUUCCAUCUGAGCUCCUUCCCGUGCCUCAUGAUGGAUACACACUGUUUAAUGGGAUGUACUACAUGUCUCAGAAUCCAAGAAAACCACAGGCAGGAGAUAUCCGGGUGAGCUAUAAAUAUGCUGGAAUUAGUGGAGAGUCUACUCUAGGGAAGCCAGAUGUGGUGAGCAUUAUAGGCAAGCAGUCCGGUAACUCCAUCGUUCGUUAUGAAGCAGAUAAUGGAUAUGAUCUGCUCUUUCUCUAUAUGGGAAGACAUUCCCCAGAGGCAAUAUUUGCUCAAGAACACCAGAAGAACACUAUGAUAUCCUGGGCUGUGAGGUUUGGAGGCUGGCUCCUGAUGUUUGUGGGAUUUGGAUGCUUAACAAGCAUCAUCAGAACUCUAGUUGAUUGGCUGCCGAUUAUCCGAGAGCUUGUAGCUAUUGGAGUAACCAUGAUGAACCUCUGUUUAUCCAUCAGUCUCUCUCUAACAGUCAUAGCCAUUGGCUGGAUUGCUUAUCGACCAUUAAUGGGAAUAGCUAUUUUAGCAAUGGCUGCCACACCAUUUUUUAUGGCUAAAUUUAGAUCCAGGGGAUCACACGGACACACUUCCUAUGACUGACAGCUUAGCUUUAAUUUAGAUAGAUUUUUUUUCUAUACCCAUCCAAAAUGUCUUUCAUUAAAACUGUCUUCACAUAAUAAUUGUAUUCAGAGUAAAGUUAUUACUUUAAUCUUUAGAAGUUUCAGUUUUGAUAUAUUAGUAAUUGUAUUUUGAAAUUUGGAAAUAUAUUUUCCUUAUUUUUUCUCUGAAUCAUCUUAUUCAAUUUUAAAAAAAGCUUGAAAUUUUUUAAUGUCAUUUUCAUAACAACAUUUUUGGAUAAAUUUACUGUAUUCCAUAUACAAAGAGGUGGAAUUAAAGGGAAGAGUGCCCGACAUAUUACAGCAAUUCAUCCAAAAAUUUGCCAACGAAAUUAGUUUACCAUAUUUCUGUACAUGAAUAAAAACUAAUAUUUACCAUAACAAACCACCAUACACCUCCUCUAAAGUAACUUCCAAGUCGGCACAAGUAUUAUGUGGACUUUUGAAGGUAUAUGUUGCAACAUUUCUGUUGGCUCAGUUGUCUGAGUAUUAGCUAAUUCCACCCUGUUUUUGGUUAUAAGUUUUAUUUUCUGUUCUUUCUGAAGUAGGUAGGGUGUUAAGGUGUUUGGAAAUAGAUAGAUACUGUGUAUACAUGUACUUAUAAUUUUUUUAAAAGAUUUUUUGUUGAAUACUUUUACUAGAGGUACUUUUUCCUGUCAUAUAUCCCAGUAGGAUAGUUAAUUAAGAUUUUUUUUGAGACUUCUGGUUUAAUAUUUACAUGUGUGAUAAUCAAUAUUUAAUGUCCCCACCUGAAAUGAAAAUCCUUGAUCUUCUCUUGUAGAAUCAAAUUAGAUUUUAAAUUUUUUCUCCUAUUUACACAAUCCUGUUGUAUAUGCAUUUGUGAGUUCUCUGUCUGCACCAAUAAAUUCCAAUCACAGGCUUACAUCAAAUUGAUCAUCAGACAAAGGGACUGGUUGAAACUGUAAAUUCUUAUAAUUAAACUACGCAGAAAAGGAUAUGUGUACUAUUUUCUUUAGAUAUAAAUUAUGUCAAGAACUACAUAAGAUUUUGAUCACUGUUUUUAAUUCUGAAAAAUGUUGAAAAAAAAAAAAAUUCAAUUUGGUAGAAUACUGAUUACCAUUUCAUUACUAAUAUUCCAAGACUGAUGAAUGAAUGAUGGAUCUAGUGAGUAAAGGGAUUUACAAUGUACAUGUAACUUCAAGUUAGCAAAAGUAUUAUGUAAACUUUUGAGGGUACAUGUCGCAACAUUUCUGUUGGAUUAAUUAUCUUAUUAUUAUCCAUUUUACACUGUAUAUUUGGUAUGUUUUGUUUUCGGUUCUUUCCUAAGUAGGAAGUGUUCUAGGAGUUUGAAAACAGAUAAAUUCUGUAUAUUUGAUUUUUGUAAAGAUGUAUAUAUAUACGUAUAUGUAUUUGUUGAAUACUUUUACUGGAGUUACCUUUUUCUGUCAUAUAUCCCAGUAGGAUAGUUAAUUAAGAUUUUUUUUGAUUAUCUGUUUUAUAUUUACAAUUGUGAAAAUCAAUAUUUAAUUACGCUUCAGUAACUUU
Messenger RNA from Saccostrea echinata, 2819 nucleotides. Its product is annotated as transmembrane protein 43-like. The transcript is spliced from 13 exons. Lineage: Eukaryota; Metazoa; Mollusca; Bivalvia; Ostreida; Ostreidae. The record is from RefSeq and is a predicted model, not a curated record. The coding region runs from base 70 to 1296 and encodes 408 amino acids. Gene Ontology annotation, cellular component: nuclear inner membrane. Gene Ontology annotation, biological process: nuclear membrane organization.